UACAGACAGGACCACUACAGACCACUACAGACAGGACCACUACAGACAGGACCACUAAAGACAGGACCACUAUAGACAGGACCACUACAGACAGGACCACUACAGACAGGACCACUACAGACAGGACCACUAUAGACCACUAUAGACAGGACCACUAUAGACAGGACCACUAUAGACCACUACAGACAGGACCACUAUAGACAGGACCACUACAAACAGGACCACUACAGACAGGACCACUACAGACAGGACCACUAUAGACAGGACCACUAAAGACAUCUAUAGACAGGACCACUAAAGACAGGACCACUAAAGACAGGACCACUAAAGACAUCUAUAGACAGGACCACUAUAAACAGGACCACUAUAGACCACUACAGACAGGACCACUAUAGGCAGGACCACUAAAGACAUCUAUAGACAGGACCACUAAAGACAGGACCACUAAAGACAGGACCACUAAAGACAGGACCACUAAAGACCUCUAUAGACAGGACCACUAAAGACAGGACCUCUAUAGACAGGACCUCUAUAGACAGGACCACUACAGACAGGACCACUAAAGACAGGACCACUAUAGACCACUACAGACAGGACCACUACAGACAGGACCACUAAAGACAGGACCACUAUAGACCACUAUAGACAGGACCACUACAGACAGGACCACUACAGACAGGACCACUACAGACCACUACAGACAGGACCACUACAGACAGGACCACUAAAGACAGGACCACUAUAGACAGGACCACUACAGACAGGACCACUACAGACAGGACCACUACAGACAGGACCACUAUAGACCACUAUAGACAGGACCACUAUAGACAGGACCACUAUAGACCACUACAGACAGGACCACUAUAGACAGGACCACUACAAACAGGACCACUACAGACAGGACCACUAUAGACAGGACCACUAAAGACAUCUAUAGACAGGACCACUAUAAACAGGACCACUAUAGACCACUACAGACAGGACCACUAUAGGCAGGACCACUAAAGACAUCUAUAGACAGGACCACUAAAGACAGGACCACUAAAGACAGGACCACUAAAGACCUCUAUAGACAGGACCACUAAAGACAGGACCUCUAUAGACAGGACCUCUAUAGACAGGACCACUACAGACAGGACCACUAAAGACAUCUAUAGACAGGACCACUAAAGACAUCUAUAGACAGGACCACUACAGACAGGACCACUAAAGACCUCUAUAGACAGGACCACGACAGACAGGACCACUAAAGACCUAUAUAGACAGGACCACUACAGACAGGACCACUAAAGACCUCUAUAGACAGGACCACUAAAGACAUCUAUAGACAGGACCACUAAAGACAGGACCACUAUAGACAGGACCACUAAAGACCUCUAUAGACAGGACCACGACAGACAGGACCACUAAAGACCUCUAUAGACAGGACCACUAAAGACCUCUAUAGACAGGACCACUACAGACAGGACCACUAAAGACAUCUAUAGACAGGACCACUAAAGACAGGACCACUAAAGACCUAUAUAGACAGGACCACUACAGACAGGACCACUACAGACAGGACCACUAAAGACCUCUAUAGACAGGACCACUAAAGACCUCUAUAGACAGGACCACUAAAGACAUCUAUAGACAGGACCACUACAGACCUCUAUAGACAGGACCACUAAAGACCUCUAUAGACAGGACCACUAAAGACCUCUAUAGACAGGACCACUAAAGACCUCUAUAGACAGGACCACUAAAGACCUCUAUAGACAGGACCACGAAAGACCUCUAUAGACAGGACCACUAAAGACAGGACCACUAAAGACAUCUAUAGACAGGACCACUACAAGACAUGACCAUUUUGACCAUUAUAGACAGGACCACUAUAGACAGGAACAGGGUCAGUCUUAGUAUACUACUGAUACUACUACUACAACUGCUACUACACUGCUGCUACUACCACCACCACCACCACCACCACCACCACCACCACCACCACGACUACUACUACUACUACUACUACUACUGAUACUACUACCACCACAACUGCUUCUGAUACUACUACUACCACUACUACUACUACUGAUACUACUACUACUACUGAUACUACUACUACAACUAACCCUAACCUCCCUCUCCUGAAACACACUGUGUUGCAUUACAUAUCUGAAAUAUGCUGUAUAAAUAAAGCUUGAUUUGAAGAAGCCAUUUCAGGCUAUAUUAUCUUGUGGAAGUAUUUUAUCUUGUCAAACUAUAUUAUCUUGUCGAGCUAUAUUAUCUUGUGGAAGUAUAUUAUCUUGUCUAACUAUUAUCUUGUGGAAGUAUUUUAUCUUGUCUAACUAUAUUAUCUUGUGGAAGUAUUUGAUCUUGUCUAACUAUAUUAUCUUGUGGAAGUAUUUGAACUUGUCUAACCAUAUUAUCUUGUCGAAGUAUUUUAUCUUGUCUAACUAUAUUAUCUUGUCUAACCAUAUUAUCUUGUCGAAGUAUUUUAUCUUGUCUAACUAUAUUAUCUUGUGGAAGUAUUUUAUCUUGUCUAACUAUAUUAUCUUGUCUAACCAUAUUAUCUUGUCUAACUAUAUUAUCUUGUCUAACCAUAUUAUCUUGUCGAAGUAUUUUAUCUUGUCUAACUAUAUUAUCUUGUGGAAGUAUUUUAUCUUGUCUAACUAUAUUAUCUUGUCUAACUAUAUUAUCUUGUGGAAGUAUUUUAUCUUGUCUAACCAUAUUAUCUUGUCUAACUAUAUUAUCUUGUCUAACUAUAUUAUCUUGUGGAAGUAUUUGAUCUUGUCUAACUAUUUCAUCUUGUCUCACUAUAUUAUCUUGUCUAACCAUAUUAUCUUGUGGAAGUAUUUGAUCUUGUCUAACUAUUUCAUCUUGUCUCACUAUAUUAUCUUGUCUAACUAUAUUAUCUUGUGGAAGUAUUUGAUCUUGUCUAACUAUUUUAUCUUGUCUAACUAUAUUAUCUUGUCUAACCAUAUUAUCUUGUCUAACUAUAUUAUCUUGUGGAAGUAUUUUAACUUGUCGAACUAUAUUAUCUUGUCUAACCAUAUUAUCUUGUCUAACUCUAUUAUCUUGUGGAAGUAUUUGAUCUUGUCCAACUAUAUUAUCUUGUGGAAGUAUUUUAUCUUGUCUAACUAUUUCAUCUUGUCUCACUAUAUUAUCUUGUCUAACCAUAUUAUCUUGUGGAAGUAUUUGAUCUUGUCUAACUAUUUCAUCUUGUCUCACUAUAUUAUCUUGUCUAACUAUAUUAUCUUGUGGAAGUAUUUGAUCUUGUCUAACUAUUUUAUCUUGUCUAACUAUAUUAUCUUGUCUAACCAUAUUAUCUUGUCUAACUCUAUUAUCUUGUGGAAGUAUUUGAUCUUGUCCAACUAUAUUAUCUUGUGGAAGUAUUUUAUCUUGUCUAACUCUAUUAUCUUGUGGAAGUAUUUUAUCUUGUCUAACUAUAUUAUCUUGUGGAAGUAUUUGAUCUUGUCUAACUAUAUUAUCUUGUCUAACCAUAUUAUCUUGUCUAACUAUAUUAUCUUGUCUAACUAUAUUAUCUUGUGGAUGUAUUUUAUCUUGUCUAACUAUAAUAUCUUGUGGAAGUAUUUGAUCUUGUCUAACUAUAUUAUCUUGUCUAACUAUAUUAUCUUGUGGAAGUAUUUGAUCUUGUCUAACUAUAAUAUCUUGUGGAAGUAUUUGAUCUUGUCUAACUAUAUUAUCUUGUCUAACCAUAUUAUCUUGUCUAACUAUAUUAUCUUGUCUAACUAUAUUAUCUUGUGGAUGUAUUUUAUCUUGUCUAACUAUAUUAUCUUGUGGAAGUAUUUGAUCUUGUCUAACUAUAUUAUCUUGUCUAACUAUAUUAUCUUGUGGAAGUAUUUUAUCUUGUCUAACUAUAUUAUCUUGUCUAACCAUAUUAUCUUGUCUAACUAUAUUAUCUUGUGGAAGUAUUUGAUCUUGUCCAACUAUAUUAUCUUGUGGAAGUAUUUUAUCUUGUCUAACUAUAUUACAUUGUGGAAGUAUUUUAUCUUGUCUAACUAUAUUAUCUUGUCUAACCAUAUUAUCUUGUCUAACUAUAUUAUCUUGUCUAACUAUAUUAUCCUGUGGAAGUAUUUUAUCUUGUCCAACUAUAUUAUCUUGUGGAAGUAUUUUAUCUUGUCUAACUAUAUUAUCUUGUGGAAGUAUUUUAUCUUGUCUAACUAUAUUAUCUUGUCUAACUCUAUUAUCUUGUCUAACUCUAUUAUCUUGUCUAACUCUAUUAUCUUGUGGAAGUAUUUUAUCUUGUCUAACUAUAUUAUCUUGUGGAAGUAUUUUAUCUUGUCUAACUAUAUUAUCUUGUCUAACCAUAUUAUCUUGUCUAACUAUAUUAUCUUGUGGAAGUAUUUUAUCUUGUCCAACUAUAUUAUCUUGUGGAAGUACUUUAUCUUGUCUAACUAUAUUAUCUUGUGGAAGUAUUUUAUCUUGUCUAACUCUAUUAUCUUGUCUAACUCUAUUAUCUUGUGGAAGUAUUUUAUCUUGUCUAACUAUAUUAUCUUGUGGAAGUAUUUUAUCUUGUCUAAGUAUAUUAUCUUGUCGAAAUAUAUUAUCUUGUGGAAGUAUAUUAUCUUGUCUAACUAUAUUAUCUUGUGGAAGUAUAUUAUCUUGUCUAAAUAUAUUAUCUUGUCUAACUAUUAUCUUGUGGAAGUAUUUUAUCUUGUCUAACUAUAUUAUCUUGUGGAAGUAUUUUAUCUUGUCUAAGUAUAUUAUCUUGUCGAAAUAUAUUAUCUUGUGGAAGUAUAUUAUCUUGUCUAACUAUAUUAUCUUGUGGAAGUAUAUUAUCUUGUCUAAAUAUAUUAUCUUGUCUAACUCUAUUAUCUUGUGGAAGUAUUUUAUCUUGUCUAACUAUAUUAUCUUGUGGAAGUAUUUUAUCUUGUCUAAGUAUAUUAUCUUGUCGAAAUAUAUUAUCUUGUGGAAGUAUAUUAUCUUGUCUAACUAUAUUAUCUUGUGGAAGUAUAUUAUCUUGUCUAAAUAUAUUAUCUUGUCUAACUCUAUUAUCUUGUGGAAGUAUAUUAUCUUGUCUAACUCUAUUAUGUUGUGGAAGUAUUUUAUCUUGUCUAACUAUAUUAUCUUGUCUAACUAUUAUCUUGUGGAAGUAUAUUAUCUUGUCUAACUCUAUUAUCUUGUGGAAGUAUUUUAUCUUGUCUAACUAUAUUAUCUUGUCUAACUAUUAUCUUGUGGAAGUAUUUUGUCUUGUCUAACUCUAUUAUCUUGUGGAAGUAUUUUAUCUUGUCUAACUCUAUUAUCUUGUCUAAAUCUAUUAUCUUGUGGAAGUAUUUUAUCUCGUCUAACUCUAUUAUCUCGUGGAAGUAUUUUAUCUUGUCUAACUAUAUUAUCUUGUGGAAGUAUUUUAUCUUGUCUAACUCUAUUAUCUUGUCUAAAUCUAUUAUCUUGUGGAAGUAUUUUAUCUUGUCUAAAUCUAUUAUCUUGUGGAAGUAUAUUAUCUUGUCUAACUCUAUUAUCUCGUGGAAGUAUUUUACCCGACACGCCUGCUGGCCAGGUUGGUGGACUUUAGAAAAACAAGCAACAGGUGAAUGUAGUGAACAAGACUCCCAUCCCAUUCAGUGUUUUUUACCCAGAUUGGAGCAGAGAUGCAGAGGGGCGUGUUGCUUGUAAACCAGAACCACACGCCAGGAGGAUACAGACAGCUCAAGAGGUGUUUUUGACUGAUCCAACUUAAGGACAGGGGCGACCGUCCCCCCCCCAGCCAUCCUCACUGAUCCAACUUAAGGACAGGGCGACCGUCCCCCCCC
Messenger RNA from Oncorhynchus keta (chum salmon), 5756 nucleotides. RefSeq lists its product as uncharacterized. NCBI's taxonomy places the organism in Eukaryota, Metazoa, Chordata, Actinopteri, Salmoniformes, Salmonidae. The transcript is spliced from 2 exons. The record is from RefSeq and is a predicted model, not a curated record. The coding region runs from base 3535 to 4668 and encodes 377 amino acids.